GACCUUCAAGUGCUCGCAACCUCCUUCAGUGGACAAUACCCCCUGAAGCGUUACUUUACUUGAUUUACUAACUGCGCUUUUCGUUUUAUGUCCACCUGUAUUCUAUAGGCAUUGGAAUGAAGGUGCGUGUGAUUUACGACUUUGUCGCUCAAUGGAGUGGUGAAUUAACUGUUUGUACUGGAGAGGAACUCACAAUUACAAAUCAAAAUGUCGGGUCAGGGUGGUGGCAAGCAGUCAAUGCAUUUGGAAAAGAAGGUCUCAUUCCAUCAGAAUUUGUUGAAAUUAUUGAGUUACCAGAACCACCAGCCCCACCUCCUCCAUUACCUACUACCGAAUUUGGGAAGGAGAUUGAUCGCUGUGAUGAAUGGGAUGAUGAGUGGGAUAGUGAUGAAAAUGAUCUUCCCAGUUCGAACAAAAACUCGAAUGACCGAUAUCAUCAGCCAGUUGAAUGCAGUACGUCGCAAACCGGAGGCAAACAGACGGACCCCCUUCUGUCAGCGUCUAAUAAUGUUGAUUACGUACGCAACACACUUAUACGAAAGUUUUUUAACAGAUCAUUCAUCCGUAAUGGUUGUGAAGAUUUUUUGUUGGGUCUCGAUCCACCACCUUUUCCUCAAACUGAAGCUAAUAUCGAUUAUGUGGAUGAUUCUUUCCAAUGGCGUCAUUUGUCAAGAGAUCUCACUAGCUGUAUUUCAUCGUUUCGUAAAGAUUCAAAAAUGAAAGGGAUUAAAAGUUUUAUCGCUUAUCAAAUAACUAAUUCAGUUACGCAAACACAAGUCAGUAGAAGAUAUAAACAUUUUGAUUGGCUUCAUUCCCGUUUAUUAUCAAAAUAUCCAUGUAUUUGUAUUCCACCAUUACCGGAGAAAGCUAUCACAGGUCGAUAUGAAGAUGACUUUGUUGAUGAACGUCGUAAAUGGUUACAACAAUGGUUAACUCGUAUGUGUAAACAUCCGGUUGUAUCGCAUAGUUCAGUAUUUAUGCACUUUCUUACUUGCACUGAUUUCAAGAAGUGGAAAUUAGGCAAACGUGAAGCAGAAACUGAUAAAUUACAAGGUGUACGUUUUUACUUUGCAGUGGAAUCAAGAUGUGGACAAACACCUCAUGACUAUACGGUUGAAAAAGCAGAAACAGCUGAGCGAUUCUUAGCCGAUUUGGAUAGAUCAACUAAAUUUCUAUGUGAAACAGUUGUUGAAUAUCAUCGAAAAUUAAGCAUUAGUAUUCGUAAAGAAUUUUCCAAACUGUCAAUGGCUUUUCUUAACAUGAGCAAAGCUAUUGAAUCGGAUGUUCAUACAAAACAAUUAAAUACAAAAUUAUGCGCCUCACUAGCUGCUACUGGCAAUACAUUCAGAAACGUAUCAUGUAUCCAUGCAAUCCAGGUAAAUAAGCUACUAUUUUUUUCAUUCCUAUUGAAAAAGUUUUGCCGACAUUAAUCUGACCUGUAGAUUGUAGUCGUUUCAAUCUGAUCUCAGGUUACAACUGAAAAUUUGAGAGUACUAAACGGCCGUUUCGUCCUAGUACAUGCGAAUCUUUAACAAUAUUUAUGCAUAAUCUAAUAAGGGAUCAAACCAAGGACCUUCAGGUUUCUUGUCAAACAGUGAAUCAUUAGAACCACCAGUUUAGCGUUUGUUUGUACAAUUCCGACUUUAAUCACUUUGUCAUACAAAUCCAUGAUCAUCUAAUCAUAUUAUUAUAUAUUUAAAUAUCAUUAAAGCAUUUGUUUGCAAAGUUCGUAGUCUACUUCUGUUCUGGAUAACCGGAUAACAUCUUACUAGCUCACAUAGACAGUACAUGAAAGACCUGUAGUUGCAAAAAGGAAAAAUAAAAUAUACGCCAAGAUUCAAGUCAUAAAGAUGACAAGUUUUUUCGACAUCACUCAUUCAAAAUUGUCUUUAUGAGUGAAGUUGAUAGGAAUUAUACAAAUAAAUCCUUAAGUAAAAGGCAUAUCUACUGUACACAUUGAUGUUAUUAGUAUAGAAUAAAAAUAAAAUCUACGUACUAUUGUUACUUAUUGACACCGAACAAAAUAGUUGCUCUCAAAAUCGGCUUCAUAAGAGAAAUCUGAUAUAGAAUCGAGUUAAAGGAUUGUAUAGAUUGAACAAUGAACAGCAACCGGUCGCACCGUGUUAAAAAAUACUCAGAUUAUAUGUUGAGAACAAGUAAAAAGAGCCAGGUGAUUGAUAAGAUUAUAAGUUGUAACGUACUGAAAAGGGAGAUGUGUCGAAAUAGGCGAAUUAAUCAAGCCAAAAAGUGUGUUCAGAGUUUGAACUAACAAUUCACACAAUAAUAAUGAUUAGAGGCGUUAAGUAACAUAGAGUAAAAUCUGUUGCAAUGACACACUCUGAUUCAUUUUCUAUCCUUCAUUUUUAAAUUCAGUGUCAUUCUAAACUUUCCAUCCUAAGAUCUCAUUUAUUCAUUUCUAAUUGGAUUUCUCAUGCCUAGAUUUGUGUUUGAUUUUAAAUUAAUUACUCCCCUUUGAUUCUCGUCUUGUUAAUUUUCUGUCUCCGUGUACCUACUAGCGUUGUGAUCCGAACCGAAAACCACUCAUGUCAAACCGAGAGUUGAUAAACUGACUGAAUAGUUUUAUACAGUGCACACUUGCUCUACCAAAAUGUACAUAGUUUAUUGCAUGUUGUACUUUGUUGGAUGGUUGGGGGUAGUUGACAAAAUAAAUACCUCAGUACUACAGGUUAGUCGCAGCCCAUGUAGAUCAUUGACAACAUCUCAGACUGUGCAACUGCAUGACGUAAGUUCGAAUCCCAUUGGAAGCAGCAGUUCUCUCAAGAUUAUACAUACGCUAUAACUGAAGAGUGCUAACUAGUACUGUGGUGUGUGCUACUUAUGUAGACACAAAUAGUAUAUGAUGUUAGUCGUGAAGAGAAUGUCUGGCAGCAGAGAGACAAGAAGAUCAAACAGUAAAGAAUGAAGAAAGAAUGCAAUUUGUGUGAAAAUGCAAGAACAAUGAAGUCUGAGUCAUUUUAAGACAAUUGAUGGACAUUUUGCAAAUUGAGCAUUUAAUAUAUGGUUGUUAGAUUUUAUUAACAAGUUCUGUCAUUUGUUGUCAAAUACAUUCGAUUGUUCCCCACCCGUGUUCUGUUCACUACAGUACGACACGGAUUAAACAGGGUUUCUUUGUCGACCAUCUUUAACUACUUAAGACCAAAACAUAGUGUAUGUAAUUUUUAGUCAAUUAAACUGAUAGCCACAUUGUAAUAGGUACUAGGGAUUAGAUUAACUUGAUAUAAGUCACUUACUGCUUAGUAGAUAUUGAUCAGUUAAUUGUAAAUAUUCAACUUUUUUGGUUUAUUUCCAGUCAGAAGCAACAAUCAAU
Schistosoma spindalis is the source of this 3328-nucleotide messenger RNA. The record is from the annotation of a GenBank genome assembly. NCBI's taxonomy places the organism in Eukaryota, Metazoa, Platyhelminthes, Trematoda, Strigeidida, Schistosomatidae.